AUGAACCUAAAGGAUGGACAACCCAAGAAGUGGGGUCAAAUCUACCUAGAGAAGCUGCUAAAUGGAGAUGAUGAGCCAACCCUGGGAUACUGGGACACAUUUGAAGCAGCAUUCUUAUGCAACUGGAAUGAUCCAGCAGCUGCACAAAUUGCAGAACAACAUGUGCACAAGCUCAAGCAAGUGAAAUCAGCCAGUGACUAUGCCUCAGAGUUCAGAAUCAUAGUAAGCAAAAUAGAAUGGUCAGACCCUGCCCUAAUUGCCUCCUUCUGCCAAGGGCUUAAGACAGAAGUCAGAAGCAAGCUGAUUGAGUACACCCUGCACAAGAACAUCACUGCAUUGGACAAAUUUAUCCCAACUGCUUGA
Molecule: messenger RNA, 363 nt
Organism: Rhizoctonia solani
Lineage: Eukaryota; Fungi; Basidiomycota; Agaricomycetes; Cantharellales; Ceratobasidiaceae
Product: Retrotransposon-derived protein PEG10
Exons: 1
Coding region: 1-363 (120 amino acids)
Source: RefSeq, a predicted model, not a curated record